AAGUAUGCCCCUUAUCUUCAUACAACAAUCCUUGGCCUGGUGCUCCUUUGAUAUAUCUAUGGAUGUGAAUCAUAGCAUCCCAAUGACUGUCACACGGAGAUUGUAGGAAUUGGCUAACUAUACUCAUAGUGAAAGAAAUGUCUGGUUAAGUAAUUGUCACAAGGUGUGAUUGGCUAGUAUCUGAUCUCGAAUUGGAAAGAGUGCAAGUUUAAGGCCGAUCAACCCCAAUACCAUAAAGAACCUACCUCUCUAAUGCAGUUGUUCCUUAACAUUAAAGUCCUCUUUAGUCUGUUAGGCCACUGAUAUUGCAAACAUGCCAAAGGCGUAACAAGAAUCAAGGGAAUAUGGGUGACACUGCGAGAGGGAGUAACGGCCAGCAUGUGCGCCAGGGGUAGAAUAGGCACUUGGCUGGUUUGUGUAGCAAACCAACAUGUGUAUGGGCUGGAGGGAUAACAACCUAUAAAAAGAAGGUUAGAAGAGAGAGAGGGUGUGAGGAAUUUAGAGUUUCUGGCAAGAGAGUCCUGGGCCUCUCGAAUGCCUAGUUUUGUUGCUUAUUUCCAUUGUUUUCCUUGUAAUUGAGAGUUGCAAUAUAGCAGAAACUCACCUAAUUCUCUGGAAAAUCCUACCUAUUGUGUUGAAUCCCAUCAAUUUGGUAUCAGAGCAUCUCCGAUCCUAAUGGUGAACCUGACUGAUCGAGUGGGUGACUUGGAGAUGAGGGUGGGAGGCAUGCAACGGAGUAUUCAAGCGGUGAGGGAGAAGGUAGCGAGUUUGCUGGAACAGUUCGCUUGGAUGUGAGCGAGAUGGGAAGAGUAAGAUCGGGCGAGGAAGAGCAAGGGGAAGGACGGAGAUCGGCCAUCGAAAUUCACCCAGGAUUCUGAGAUGACUCCUGGAGUUGGAGUGGGCCGAGGGGUGACGCCUGGAGUUGAUAGAGGAUUGGGUGGAAGCUGGCGACAGGAGGUCCACGGUCAGAGGCUGGAGAUGCCUGUGUUUGAAGGAGAUGUCUCGGAUAGUUGGGUUGUUCAGGUUGAGCGAUACCUCCUUGUAACCCAGUUGACAAAGGCCGAGAAACGGGAGUCUGCGACUCUAGGUUUCGAAGGAGGGGCCAUUUUGUGGUCCCGGUGGGAGCGAAGGAGAUGAAGAGAGAUUCGUGUGGGUAAGAAAGCAAACCUGAAAGACGAAGCCAUAAGGCGCCGCCAUCUCGUCUCUGCUCAAGCAAUGGCGAAGAAGGGGAAUGCGAAGAAGAAGAAGCUGGUGACUAGACAACCGCAAGGUGACGGCAAAAGCGUCAAGAAGAAAUGCAGGAAGAAGAAGAAGUUUCAUAAAUACCAAGCUCCAGUCCCAACCAAAGACACCGCGAUGCCUAUUUAGUCCAAUUCGGACGCCGACGAUGAUUCCUCUUUCGGUGAGACCAAACCCGAGAAGAUCCAGAAACUUCUCGAGCGCUACACCAAGUACCAACGGAUUAACUUCCUUGUUGGUGCCGCCGUGCCCGACACUUUCCUCUUCACUCGCCUCUGCGAUGCCGCGGAUUGCGACAUAUCUCGUCGCAAGCUCGUUGUCUACGGCCUCCCAUGGGACACGACUCGAGAAACCUUAGUCUCUGCCUUCGAGUCAUAUGGCGUGAUUGAGGACUGCAAAGUCAUCUUCGACCGGGUCAUGGGCAAGACCAAGGGCUACAACUUCGUCUAGUUCAAGACGAGACGGGAAGCGGCCAAGGCAUUGAAGCAGCCGAGGAAGAAGAUCAGGAAUCUGAUGUCAAGGAUGGCGGAUUUGGUAACGUCCAAGGAGGGCACCUUACCGAUGAUUGGGGCGCCAUGUGCUUCUGAUCUUAAAAAUCUAGGCCAGCAAAAAUAUGAGAAAGCUGGUAAUUUGGUGGAGUCUCACCUUGAGGACAAGGUGAGUUUCAUGGGCGGAAGUAAUGAUAGAACCCUUGUUAGUCACAUGUACCAGCAAAGAAAUAGGAGGGAAGAAGCAGGGGGCAGAAUAGGAUAUUGGGAGAGGGGGAAAGUGACAAAAACAGUUGAAGGGCAAAAAAGGGAAGAGCAGCCAAGGGAGCAUGGCUGAUAGCUGAGGCCGUUGGAGGGGAGUGUCGCUGGAUAACAAACUAUAAAUAAGAGAGGCUAGGAGAAUACUGAGAGGAUGAUUUUGGUAUUAAGUUCUUGGGAGAGUUAAGGGCCUCUCGAAUGCCCUAUUGUUCUUAUUUUUCCUUGCUGCAAAUUAUUGAAAACCAUUGUUAUUCGAUUGUUGUUGAAUUUGCUAUCUGGUAUCCUAUCAUAGUCCUAAUGAGCAUGAGAGAAUUAAACUAAAUUUGAUGGACAGACUGAAAGGGUGAAUUAAUGCUUGGAAACCCAUCUAAGAUGCUUGUGUUUUCUAUAGCCUAAGGGGUGGCAUUGUUGGUUGACCUUAGCCCAGUGGUGGUACAAUACUUGCCACCAUAGUGCUCUCAAGAUGACUCCAUUUGAGGCCUUGUAUGGCUAUAAACCUCCUUUACUGUUGGCUAUAACCAGAGAGGUGACAGUGAAUACGGUGGAAUCCUAAUUGUAGUAGAGGCAACAAGUGAUCAGGGUGUUACAUAAGGAGCUGACAAUUGCUCAGAAUCGGACUAAACAAUAUGCUGACUGAAGGAGGAGUGACAGAGAAUUUGAGGUUUGGGAUAGGGUCUACCUUAAGCUUAGACAAGCCCACUUGAAGAUGUUGGCCCAGAGCUAGCACUCCAAAUUGAGCCCAAAGUAUUUUGGGCCCUAUCCUGGCAAGAAUAGGGCAGGUAGCCUAUAAGCACCAACUACCCCCCAAAUUCUCAGAUACACCUUGUGUUCCAUGUUUCGUUAUUGAAGAAGUCAGUGGGAGCCAAUGUGGUAAGCACAACCUUGUAAUUGGGCAAGUGGCCCUUGGCACCUUGGGUGAGACGGAUCAGUAUAAAAAAUAGACUGAUCCCAUCCCCCAGACCAUCUUUUGACAAAUUUUCAAUACAAUUCUCUCUCUCUCUCUCAUUCUCCUUUCCCUCUCAAUUCUUCCUCUGUUUCUCUCCCCAAUGCCCCUCAAUUGUUCUCCAUUCUAGGAGAAUUGCCCCGGUUAGAAUUCGAUUAUGACACGACCAUUUUUCUCAAUGGAAUCAUUUGAUCGGUUUGAAAAACUACCACAGCUUCUACCCCAUUUCAAGCAAAACCAACAAUCACAAAUAUAAUCCAUGAACACAAUAAACAAAAAAUCAAUACAUUAGCCCUCCACAUAUAUUUGCUACAUUGAUCUUUUUCAUCCUUCACUUUUCUCUUGAGCUUCAAAAUCUUAUAAUCUUUUCCACUGUCACCUUCAUCUCUUGACUUGAAGCUCAUCCCUUCAUUUUCUUCAUUUGCAUUCUUCAGAGUCUCUAGAUUAGAGGCUCAUUUAUCACUUCCACAGACCUCAUUGUAAACUCAGGAUCAUGCCACUCAAAAAAUCAACAAUUCAUCAUCUUAAAAGAGAAAAAUCAAAAAUAAAAUCAAGUAGUUUUAUUCAUACAAGCUUCUUAUUAAACUCUUUUAUAAAAUAAGGGGAAAACAAUACUGUUUUGGCAAACAAAUACCUUGCAAGAGUAAAAUCUUUUGUUUGGAUUGCUGAUACUCCAAGAUACCCAUCUUGGUGCCUUCAUACCAUAGUAGCAAUACCUAGCACACCCCUCGUAGUUGAAGUCAAGCUAAUUGCUAUUCUGGCAUCAUCAUGAUGCAGUGGAAACACUUGAAGCCAAUCUUGUUGAUGAGUCCAUCGAUUAUGUGAUCUUUGAUUUUGGGUGGAAGAUGAGAGAAGUUAGGGCUUUUGUUUUGGGUGGAACUGUGGAAGAUGAGAGAAGUUAGGGCUUUACUUUUCUUUCAUUUUUUUUUCCCUAAGGUUAGCAGCAUGUGAAAGUUAUGCAUGAGAGCUAGGCAAAAGUUGGGUUUAUUUGGCCCAUAAAUAAAAGGUUUGGGUUUAUUUGGUCCAAAACUUAAUUUUGGGCUCAAUUGACCUAAUUGAAAUAGUUGGAGGGCCGAUUUGAACCUUUUUCCUUUUUUAUUCUAUUUCAAACUUUGAGGUUUUCCUAAACCCUAAUUUCAUAUCUUGGUUCCAUAUUUAAUCUUACACUGUUUUUGCACAUUUUUGCUCUUGUUUUUGCUGAUUGUUCCUCCCAUACUGCAUCACUUUGUUACUUGUGAGUUCCUUGGGGCUCAUACUUUGAUAUUAUUAUUUUUUUUAGAUUUUUAUUAGGUGUUGCUGAGUUUUGGUACCACUUAACAACUUCACUAGUCCUGGUCUUUUCUUCUCAUGGACAUGCUCCAUGUGGGUUCAUGUCAGUUCCUCAUAUCCGACUAGGUCAAUUCUUUGCUAAUUGAGAGAAUUAGGGCAAAAUUUAGGAAGAAAUGAGAGGAAAAUGCAGAGAAUGAGAGAGAAACAGAAAUAGGUGAGAGAGAGAGAGAGAGAGAGAGAGAGAGAGAGAGAGAGAGAGAGAAUUCUUUGAAAAAUGCUUCAAUGCCUUUGCAUUCAGCUAGAUUAGGUUUGUAUACUAAUCUAGGCAGUUAGUUUGGCACCAACAAGUCUGCCAAUACAGAGCUCAAAGUACAACUAUGAACAGCUAGCCCAAAGUACAACUGCUGUAAAGUACCAAUAAAACCUUACAACAUUAGGUGUCAUGACAAUUUACCCCCCUUCAAAAUUUCUUGUCCUCAAGAAAUGGAGAGAAGAAAGGUAGUUUGAGGAAACUGAGUAAGCAGGUAGGGUAAAUACCUCCCAAGUAUUAUUAUUAGAAUGACAGAGCGACUAUUGAACCAACACCUGAGUUAAGGGAGUCCUAUGCCUGUAAAUGACUCGUUUGUCCAAAAUAAAAACCGGUUCCACUGUAGGAGGAUCAUCAAGAACAAAUGAUGGAAAAGGAGGACUAACCGGCUAUGUUCCCACUGAUUUUUUAAGCAGUGACACAUGGAAUACCGAAUGAAUGUGAGAGUCAAAAUGCAGCUGGAGCUUGUAGGCUACAGAUCCAAAUUUAGGUACAAUAGGAAAAAGGCCAUAGAAUUUAGGACUGAGCUUAGAAACCUGCCUGUGAGUAAGAGCCCGUUGAUGGGAGUGUUUCAACCCAUAUCUCCCACUGCAAACUCUCUCACUUCUUCAUCCUGCUGCUGCUGUAAAUAAGUGUCAGCAGCCAGCUAUUGAUGUAGAUCCCAAAGUGGCAGGUAAUAGGGGAGUUUUAUAACCAUACAAAGCCUCAAAAGGUGACAUUUUAAUGGAACUGUGAUAGCAAGAAUUAUACCACCACUGGGCCAAAGAAAGCCAUUUAUGCCAAACCUUAGGCUGUAAAAAAUAGAGACAACAAAGAUAUGUCUCCAAACACUGAUUUACUCUUUCUGUUUAGCCAUCUGUGUUUUGGGUGAUGCAGUAGACAUAUGCAACUUAGUGCCCAAAGAUUUCAAUAGAUCCUGCCAUAAUAGACUUGUGAAAACCUUAUCUUUGUCAGAAACUAUGGAUUGUGGAACUCCAUGCAACUUGACAACAUGAUCUAAGAAUAUUCUGUCCACUUCUUGGGCAGUAAAAGGAUGGGAGAGACUUAGAAAAUGGACAAAUUUAGUGAAGCCAUCGACCACCACCAAAAUACAGAAUUUGCCCUCGGAUUUAGGUAAUCCCUCCACAAAAUCCAUAGAGACACUAGUCCAAACUUGCAUAGGUGUUGCAAGGGUUGUAAUAAACCCCGAGUUGCUGCUGUUUCAUGCUUGCAACAUUGGCAAACAUCACAUGCCAUCACAAAAUCCAUCACAUUCUUCUUCAAAUGUGGCCAAUAAAAUAAGUGAUUCACCUUAUGGUAUGUAUUCUGGAUAACUGAAUGUCCUCCCAAAGGUGAUCCAUGCAAAGAUUGCAGAAUCUUGCCCUUUAGUUGAUCACAAUCGCCUAUCAUGAAUCUGCCAUGGAACUGAAUUAAUCCAUUAAUCCUCGUAUAACCUGGUCUACUAGAAGAGUCAAUAGUCAAUUGCUCCAGCAAUUCCUUAGACCAGUCAGCUAAUUCAUAGCUAGCUGUCACUUCUUGGUACCAAUCAGGAACAACAGAAGUGAUGGCUGCAGAAGUCCCUUCUUCAAAACAUCGGGACAAGGCAUCAGUAGCUAAAUUUUCCUUUCCUUUUCUAUGCUGGAUAGUAUAAUCAAGGCCCAACAGGUUAGUCAUCCCCUCUUUUGUAGCUGUGUUUACAGUUUUUGCUGUAAUAAGUAUUUUAGGCUCUCAUGGUCAGUUCUAAUAAUAAAUUGACCGCCUUCUAAAUAAUGCCUCCAUUUAUCCCCUUCUAUUAAAACAGCCAACAUUUGUUUGUCAUAUAUGCUUGCCACGUUCCUAGGGUAGUAAUUGUAAUUUUCCUUUCCUUUCUAUUAGAUGCUUGUACUUAGCUAUAGAAGCUGUUAUGCUUAUUGGUUGUACACUCACAUCACAUGGAUGCAUGGUUGUGGUUGUGAGGCUAUAAAUAAGCCACAACUAGAGGAUGGGGAUUCAUGAAUGAUAUGACUUGAAUCUUUUCCCCCUAAUUUUCUCUCUUGAACCUUCUCUUCUCCCUCCUCCUCUUACUGUUUUUUUUCUCUCUUUCUCAAUCUCUUUCCCUCCCAAUUCCAGAAUUUCAUCUCAAAUACCCUCUGUCAGAUCUGGAGAUCUGACAAUGCUUAACCCCAAAUGUUUAGGAGCUAAAGCUUGACUUAUAAAGGCUAGUGGUUGACCUUCCUGAAUAAGUACAGCCCCAACUCCCAAAUUACUUGCAUCAGUUUCCAGCACAAAAGAUUUACUAAAAUCUGGUAAAGCCAAAAUUGAAACUUCACUCAUGGUCGUUUUCAACUUAACAAAAGCUUCUUCAGCCUGAGGAUUCCAAUUAAAAUUAUCCUUCUUCAACAGUUCUGUCAGAGGCUUACUAAUAACUCCAUAAUUUCUAACUAACCUCCUGUAAUAUCUAGUUAAUCCCCAAAAUCCUCUCAUAGCCUUUACAGUAGUAGGUCUUGGCCAAAAAAGCAUUGCAUCCACUUUCUUAGGGUUAGUACUUACCCCAAGAUCAGAAAUGAUAUGCCUUAAGUGCUCCAACUGUCUCUGGGCAAAAGCACACUUUAACUUCUUCACAUAUAAUUGGUUAAGUCUAAGGAUCUCAUAUGUAGUUUUUAGGCGGUUAAUAUGUUGAGCAAAGGUAAGGUUAUAUACAAGAAUAUCAUCGAAGAAUACUACGAUGAAUUCUUGUAAAUAAGAUUAAAAAAUCUGGUUCUUGAGAGUUUGAAAGGUGGCUGGGGCAUUAGUUAGCCCAAAAAGCAUAACUUUAAAUUCAUAAUGCCUUUGAUGGGUUUGAAAGGAUGGUUUAUGAAUGUCUUCUGGUUUCAUUUGAAUUUGAUGAUAACCAGAUCUUAAGUCAAGUUUGGUAAAAAUAGUAGCAUGUUUUACUUCAUCCAAAAGAUCCUCAAUAAUAGGAAUACGAAACUUGUCUUUAAUUAUUAUGGUGUUUGAUUGGUGAUAAUCAAUGCAAAACUGCCAAGAGCCAUCUUUUUUCUUGACAAGUAACACUGGUGAAGCAAAAGGACUAUGGAUGUGUUCAAUAAUGGAUUUUUGUAACAUGUCCUUAACUAAUUUUUCAAUUUCGGUCUUUUGAAUUGGUGGAUAACAGUAUGACUGAGUAUUGACGAGUUCAGUAUUAGGUUUGAGUGGGAUGGCAUGAUCAAAGUCUUUUAGGUGGUAAGGAUGUCGAUUCUACGAAAAGGUCCUCAUACUCAACUAAAAGCAUGUGUAAGGAGUCAAGUUCGUGUACCUACCAAUUUAGUUGAGUCUGCUGACAGUCACCAGCAACUCACCAGAUUGCUCCUGUGAUCCUUCCAUUUCAUCAAUGGCCUGUAUGGAAAAUAGAUGAGCGAUUCCAGCUUGCUCUUAAAUGUCUUCUGCAACUUUUUCUCUGUGGUCAUCUUGCAUAUGCCCAUAUCUAGGCUGCCAGCAAGAGUCAACUUCCUUCCAUCCUUCUCAAAAUUGACUUCCAGUUUAUUCAAGUCAAAGCUGAUUGGACUGACUAUUUUCAUCCAAUCAACUCCCAAGACUAUAUCACAACCACCAAGCUUCAUUAACCUCAAAUCAGUUGCAAAUCUUUCCCCAUGCAUUUCCCACUGAAAGUCAAUACACUUGGAUUUGCUGAUCACAUUGCUGCCAUUGGCCAGAGUCACCAAUAAUGGCUGAGUGCUAGUAAGCCUGCGACCUAGUUUCUUGGCUGUAUUCUCAUUCAAAAAAUUGUAUGUACUUCCACUAUCAAUCAAUACCAUCAAUUUAUGGUUGCGUACCUUCCCUUCCACCUUAAUAAUCUUGUUGUUUGCUAAGCCCCUUAGAGCAUGCAGUGAAAUUUCUCCAUUAUCUGCUUCUUCAAUCUCCAUUUCAACUGCUGGAAUUUCCUCCAUAUUCUCUUCUUCCUCUUCUCCUUCCAACAAGAGCAAUUGUCUCUUGCAUUGGUGUCCUGGCAUAUAUUUAUCUUCAAAACAUAAGCCGGCUUGCCUAUGUUGCUCCACAAGGUCAAACUUCCCUCCUGUAUGCUGAUUUGAGACAGCAGUUAGUUGAGCUGUCAAAUUUCUAGAAUUCUGACUGUUCUUGGCUGCCUCUCUAUUAUAUCCUCGAUUCCCUUGCUGAAUGGCAUUUGAACUUGUUCCUCUUAUUUGCAUUCUUUGCUUCUUCAUCAGAGCUUCUACUGUAAGCGUCUGUAAUCUUGCACUUUCAGUUGCCUGUUUAACCGUCUUUGGCUGUAACAUCUUAACCGUAGGCCUCAAUUCCUCACUCAAGCCACUAAUGAAGCUUGAGGCAAAAUAAGCCUCAUUUAGGUAGGGGUUAAGAUUAAGCAUCAAAGAUUUCAACUCCUCAAACUUAAUCUAGUUAGCCUGGACAGAAUUCUCCAACCUCAAUUUAUUAAAUUCCUCCACCACAUCAGUCAUGUUCCUAUCACUAAAUCUCUCACAGGAAUCUUCCACAAAUUCUGUCCACGGACAUUUCUUUCUUAACCGGAUCCAGCCUUGGAACCAAGUGUCCGUGACAUCGUUCAAAUAAGCAGAGGCUGAGGUAACUCUUUGCUGAUCCAGUAUGUUAUACAGAGUAAAAAGUUUUUGACAUUGCCUAACCCACCACCUAGGGUUUUGGCAGUCAAACAAUGGAAUUUCUAACUUAGGCAGUGGAAAGUAAGGCUCAUUUGAUGCAGCCUGUACCUUGCUGCCUCCUUUCAACUGCUCUUUCAACCACAUUCUCACCGAUUAAAGAAGGUUCUAUUUCAAAUUCAAAAGAACCAGCUGUUCUAUGAAUUACUCCAUUUCCUGGUAUGAGUGGAUCUGAUCUUUCUUUAAGAGGAAAAUCAGAAGGAAGACUUACUUGAGGCAGUUUAGAGAACAUUAAAAUAAAUCCAUCCAGCCUUCUUGCUAAACCGUCCAUAGACGUUUCAAACUUCCUAUCCAAUGAAAGGAUCGCCUCAUGGUUUCUGCUGGAUCCAGCUUCCAGAGAAUGAACAUGAGCCUGCAGAUCUGAAACCAUGGCAUUCACCUGCUGCAGUUGAGCUUCAAACUGCUUCAUGUGUGUUCCAUCAGCUGUGGCAGAAUUGCCCUAGUAGCUGAAUUCAGUGGCCUGGGAGUGGCUCUGAUACCAAAAUGUCUGGUCCUAUGAUCUGACUAGGUCAAUUCUUUGCUAAUUGAGAGAAUUUGGGGAGAAAUGAGGGGGAAAUUCAGAGAAAGAGAGAGAAACAGAGAAUUCUUUGAAAAAUGCUUGGCCUUUACAUUCAGCUGGAUUAGGUUUAUAUACUAAUCCAGGCAGUUAGUUUGGUGCCAACAUGGCUGCCAAUACAAAGCUCAAAGUAGAACUAUGAACAGCUAGCCCAAAGUACAACUGCUGUAAAGUACCAACAAAACCUUACAACGUUACGUGUCAUGACAAUUCACUGCCCCCUAGACUUUGGGUUUAGUUAGUAGACUGUAUUCUUUAUUAAGUAUGAGUUUUUAUUUUAGUAGAAACAUUGAGGCAGGGUGUUUUCCCUUAGAUGCAUGUACAUGACACUACUUGUUUACAUUGCCCUGAGAGGGUCACAUGACUUCAUGUUUCAUAUGAUAAACAUGGUAUACAUUCAGAUCGAAUAUUUGAUAUAUGAGAUCAAAUUUUGAUAGUUAUUUCACAAUCUCCAUAUAAAUAUGAUGUGCAAUUAUGUUCACGUAGCUUGUUGGUCCAAGUGGCUAGGGCCACCCUCUGGCAUUGGGAUUAAUGCUAGUCAUGACACACCUCCUCUUUCUGACAAGACUUUUCCAUAUUGUGCUCAUCUUCAUCAACCUUAGCAAACCAAAUUAAAUCAAAAACCAAAUAAGCAGAAGAAUACCAAAUUCCCCAACAGACAUAUAUGCAUGCAUAUGUAUAACCAAACUAUAGUCAAACAUAAAUGGCAAGUAUCUCAGAAAAAAAAAAAAAAAAAUGGCAAGAUGAACAGAAUGGCAAGCAUUACCACUUACUAGUCUUCUAGAUCUAUUUCAAACAUAAAUUUAUGGAAUCCAAUUAAAAUUUAUAUUUUAAGUUGAGUCAUACCAAAUAUGAGAAUUCAUUUAUAAAUGAAUUCUACACUUCAAAUUCAUUGGAUUCUAAUGUAUCAAAACAUUGUUUCCAUUUUGGAACAAUUUAUAGUAAUCACUUUAAUAAUAAAUGUGCAAGUAAAUGUCAUAAAUAGAAAGAAAAUAUUUUCUGCAAUCUGGACAUUAAAUGGUGGAUGAUUUAAUCUGAAUAUACAUGGUUGAUCCCCCGUGAUUCAAAGAAUGAUAAUUAUUUAAAUCACAUUUCCUAUUUCAGCUCCUAAUUUAGAACACGUGGAAUAAUCAUAUGUGAUCAUUUAGGCCUUGGUGUAAGCCUCAGACUAGAAUAUCUUCAUCUCGUCUUUCUCAUUUAAUAUGAUUCAAUUUCAAGUGGUAAUGCUUGCCAACAUAUUUAUUGCUUGCUUAUCCAAGCUUAUGUUGAAAAGACAACUUUGCCCCCUAGAAAUCUCCGACUACAUUCAUCUCCAUGGAGGACCCCUGUGUCAAAUGAAAGAAUCACCAUCAGACGAUUGUUAGAGUGAGGUGUAAGGAUUUAGCAUGGAAUCGGCCACAUCUUAGUUUUUGUUUCUUGAUUUAAUCAAAUGGGAAAAAAGUGUUGCGCUUUUCAUGCUCUCUAUUCGUUGUUCUCUCUCUCUCUCUCUCGAUAUUCCCUUCCUAGCCAUGGAUAUGUGUAUAUGGGGGAGCUCCAAGGAAUGAUGGAAAGGUGUAGAGUUGUUCGAUUGAGUUUGAUGAUCAACAUUGUGAUCAAAGCACAACAUUCUGGUCUGAGCCAGUUGUUUGGCAAAUUUGAGGUUCUCCGGUGAGUUUAAGAGAGGGGGAGAGAUGUAUAAGAAUCAGUUACAGGAGUUGGCACAGCGGAGCUGCUUCAACCUGCCAUCAUACACUCAUGUGAAAGAAGGUCCAGAUCAUGUGCCAAGGUUCAAGGCCACUGUGAAUUUCAACGGUGAGACCUUUGUCAGCCCUAGCUUCUGCUCCACUCUCCGGCAGGCCGAGCACGCUGCUGCCGAGGUUGCCCUUGGUGCUCUUGCUAGUCGUACGCCCUCCAAUGCCCUUGCCGCCAAGAUACUGGAUGAUACAGGGAUCUACAAGAAUCUUCUGCAGGACGUUUCACAAAGAGUUGGAGGAUCUUUGCCAAUAUACAGAACUUUGCCAUCAGGUCAUGGAUACCGACUUGUCUUCAGUUGCACUGUAGAGUUAGUUGGCAUAAGAUUUACUGGUGAACCAGCCAAGAACAAGAAACAAGCUGAAAAGAAUGCUGCCAUGAACGCUUGGUCUUCUCUCAAAUUAUUAGCGCAACAAUCAGAAAGUUCAUCAUCUGGAAAGGCAAAUAAUGAUCAGCAGGAGCAUGUUAUUGUAGCACAUGCUCUGCAGAAUUUUCUUUGGAAGGCAAGAAUGUCUAAAGUAUCAUUCCCGAUGAAAUUUCCAAUUCAGAAUCCAAGGCCAUUGAGCACAGAGUCACCCCCCAUGAGGAAAUCAAAGAUCCUUCCCUUAAUUCGCUCCCAAGCUGCACCUCAGAGUAGACCUAUUUAUGCACCUGUAAAAGACAGCCUGAUGUGCCCAAAACCAGCUUGUCAAAGCAAACCGGUAACUGGAGCAGUGAAUUGCAAUCCCAUAUGCCGGGCAGUUGCUCCUGAAACUCAAGCUCCAACAAUAACAGCAAAUGACAUACUCCUUGCCCCAACUAAAACUGAAACGCAAGCUCCAAACAAAACAGAAAGCCCUAGAGUCCUGCCUCAGAAAUCAUAUGCAGCAGCUAGAGCAGCACCUUACAUUCCUGUUGGGCAUUUUAGGCAACAUCGUGCUAUUGCACCACCAGUGACAAUAAGAACAGCAAUACCUGUUUUCUCUGCACCACCGUUGCCUACAUCGAGUCUGUCCCCACAGAUGAGGGGGCCUCCACCAUUACAUAUUACCCUACCCGUAUCGGCAAACAGAGAGUGCCAGUUUCUGGCACCUCCAUCGGCUCCCCUGAAGGAGCAGCUGGUUUCUAUGGCUCCUGUUGCUGCUGCAGCUAGCUCUUCAGAGCAUAUAAAAGAGACAGAGGGUGCAGUCCAGGAGAAGCAGCAGGAAUAUCUGGUAAUGCAGCAGAUCUUGGAAGAGCUGAAGAUUUGAUAGCAGGCAGAUGGAUUUUCAGAUUGCAGGAACCGUUUGGGAAGGUUUAUGGUACAAGUUUUCCAUGUUAUUUUAGUUUUGUUUAAUUUUCUUUUGUUAGAAACAGCUGCAUGACAUGGCCCAUCCUUUAGCCUUUAGGGGUUUUAGUGCUCUUGGCACUGUCCACCCCUUGGAAUUGCUUUUCCAACUUGCUAGAAUACAGAAUGAUUUUGAUGGGUAUUUGGGAUCGAGCAUCAAGCAAAACUGUCCUAUAUAUAAGCAAUAGAUAGAUUAAAAUUGAAUGAGAAAAGCAUGGA
Molecule: messenger RNA, 12941 nt
Organism: Diospyros lotus (date-plum)
Lineage: Eukaryota; Viridiplantae; Streptophyta; Magnoliopsida; Ericales; Ebenaceae
Product: double-stranded RNA-binding protein 6-like
Exons: 3
Coding region: 11356-12645 (429 amino acids)
Molecular function (GO): double-stranded RNA binding
Source: RefSeq, a predicted model, not a curated record